Messenger RNA from Aspergillus mulundensis, 4974 nucleotides. RefSeq names its product putative SNF2 family helicase/ATPase (Swr1) (gene swr1). NCBI's taxonomy places the organism in Eukaryota, Fungi, Ascomycota, Eurotiomycetes, Eurotiales, Aspergillaceae. Gene Ontology annotation, molecular function: ATP-dependent chromatin remodeler activity; histone binding; ATP hydrolysis activity. The transcript has a single exon. The record is from RefSeq and is a predicted model, not a curated record. The coding region runs from base 1 to 4974 and encodes 1657 amino acids. Gene Ontology annotation, cellular component: Swr1 complex.
AUGCAAAACGGCACAACUAUUGGUAUUUUGUCCGAAAAUGAACGAUUGAUCCCAAAAGACGAACCCGUUUCAUCCGAUCUGUUUUCCAACGAUCAUCCUAUUGAUUCCAGCGCUCCUAACCCGACUCCGGCCGAAAUCAAGGAAGAGGUCGCUACUGAUCACUAUGAAGGACCACCAUCCAAGAAACGAAAAGUCGGGAGCGCGACGCCAUCCCGUCGCUCAAAUUCCAGGGCGGCUUCCCCUCCUUGGAAGAAAGCCGGCGUUGAUGGUCCGACGUCGAAGAUUGUGGAUGGCAAACGUCGAUCUACGAGAGUCAGCAACGUCGGCCCUGUCGAGCAACUUUCAUCGGAUGUGAAACCCGCGCGAACAGUUCAGAAGCAGUAUGCGAGCAAAGGUGCUUCUAAUCGAAAUGACGCGACUCCUCUACCGAUGACUCCGUCUGUUUCAGGAAUAAACAGGAAGUCUCUUGCCGGCACUGCUGGAGUGAAUGGCUCACCCAAUACCGCGUUCAAGUCUCAUAACAAGCGGCGGGAUUCGUCCUCGCCCGUGUUUAAACGUACAUCUACGCGCACAAGGUCCGACAGUUCCGGUACUCCCAACUAUUACCACCGCGCUGUCAACGGGGUCGCCCCCUACUUGUACCCGAAUAAGACUAGGUCAACUAGAUCCUCCUUGCACGCUUCGUCGGCGAUUGAAGAAGCCAUGGAGUUUGGGCAAGAUGAGCACGAUGAAAAUGGUCAACGAAUACCUCGGAUACGGAUAAAGGUCAAGAAACCGGUGCUCGACAUCCAGCAUCCGUCCCACGUUCUACCCAAUCGAAAAUACGGCUCAUUCAAGGAGUGGCUGGAGAACGAAGGCUCUGGUCAGGAGGGGAUGUUCAUCAUUACAAACGCAUUGGGGGAGGCACAAAAAAGACAGCAAGUAACGGAUGCUAUGGAGCCUGGUGGUCUUUUAAGCUCCGAAGUUUGUUCCGCCUUCUUGCCGGAACCACAAGAAGAACCCCCUCAGCAAUACUCGCAUCAAGAUCAUCUCGUGGCACAUGCUUUGUUUUUCAAAAAGCUUCUCGACAAGGAACACCGCGCUCAUCGUAAGGUGGCCAAAGAACUCGCCGUGGCCUGUGUGGAAGCAUGGAAGAAGCGCAAUAAAGACCCGGAAGAUAUACUCAGAGAGCAACAAGAGGAAAUGCGCGGGAAACGCAAGCAGCUGGCCAAGGAUCUCAAGAAGAUGUUUGACCUUGCCCGGGCAGAAAUUGACCGGAUACGUCUUGCACGUUGGGAGGAGGAGCAGAAAGCUAAAGAUCAAAGGGCGUUGGAUCGGGCAAUCAAGCAGUCGACCAUGCUUUUUGAAAAGCGGCGUUUGGAGAUAUUGGGAGAAACGGGAAGCGAUGCGCCGGAGACUACAACAGAUGAAGAGGAAGAAGAAGAAGAAGCUGAAACCGACGAUGAACCUGACGAGGACGACGAGGACGACGAGGACAUGUCAACGGACACCGAAGAGGACGGAGAGGAGGACGAUGACGUGGGCCUUACUGCAGAAGAAUUGCGAUUGAAAUAUGCAAAUCUACCAGAUACCAACUUGGCGCAACCCGAUGUGGUCUCUGAAGACAGUGAUCGCUCAGAUGUUGACGACACUCCUGGCGGUAUCUACGACCGCGCUCAAACUGAGGCCAUCGAACUUGACGAAAUCGACCCUAUGCUCAUGGACGACAGUGAAGAGUCCACCGAUAUGGACGAUGACAUGGGCGACAGCGAUGGCGAUGAAACUAGUGGGCCUGAGUCGGAUGAAGAGGAUGAUGGUAGGCCUGGAUUAUUAGGAUUUUUCUCCGCUGGGGACUUGUCUGCCGACGACCUGCAUCAAGCUGCCUCUGAGAGUCAGCUAACUAGCGCUGAUGCGGACGGCGACGAAAAGUUCUCAUCUGAUCAGUCCGAAUACGAGUCUGAAGACCCAGACGAAGUUACGCUUGUCCCCACUGGGCCGUCAAAGAAAGGCUCGAGUACGCCAGCCACUGAUACAGUAUCUCCGGCCCUAGAAUUCUCGACGACUACCCCCACGGUGAACGAUGCAUCUCACACCGAGAAACCCAUCAACCUGAAAGCUGAGGCUACUGUGGAUAUUCCCGCUGACGACCCUGCUCCCUCCCACGACGUACACAUAAAUGAAGUCGAUGUGAUGGAUACCUCUGAUGAUAGUAACCUCAUUGAACAGCCACAACUUGAGUCAUAUCACAGUAGAGCUGCGUCCAGCGAAGCGUCUCCCGGAACGGUAGCCACCAAACCCUCUGAACUCGAAUCGGUCUCUUCCCUCGAUGCACCGGCGGAGAAUAAUGCACCGACAGAGAACACUGUAGUGACGAAAAUACCACACCUUUUGCGGGGAACGUUACGAGAGUACCAGCAUUUUGGCUUGGACUGGUUAGCGGGUCUUUACACAAAUCAUAUCAACGGUAUCCUUGCAGAUGAAAUGGGUCUGGGCAAGACUAUUCAGACGAUUGCCCUGCUUGCACACUUGGCAGUGGAGCACGAAGUCUGGGGCCCCCAUCUUGUGGUGGUCCCCACGAGUGUCAUUCUCAACUGGGAGAUGGAAUUCAAGAAAUGGUGUCCUGGUUUCAAGAUCAUGACCUACUAUGGGACCCAGGAAGAACGUCGGCAGAAACGCAGAGGUUGGAUGGAUGACAAUAGUUGGAACGUGUUGAUCACAUCGUACCAAUUGGUGCUGCAAGACCAGCAGGUUCUAAAGCGAAGAAGUUGGCAUUACAUGAUUCUUGAUGAGGCCCACAACAUCAAGAACUUUCGUUCCCAGCGUUGGCAAGCUUUGCUCACGUUUCGGACACGUGCUCGACUCUUGCUGACCGGGACGCCACUUCAAAAUAACCUUACUGAGCUGUGGUCUCUCCUCUUUUUCCUAAUGCCGACCGAUGGUAAUGAGGCUGGUAUUGAGGGCUUCGCUGACUUGAGAAACUUUUCUGAAUGGUUCCGGCGUCCGGUAGAGCAAAUUUUGGAGCAUGGCAGGGAAACGAUGGAUGACGAGGCCAAACAAGUGGUGACGAAGUUGCAUACAGUCCUGCGACCGUAUAUAUUGCGGCGUUUGAAAGCUGAUGUUGAGAAGCAAAUGCCUGGGAAAUACGAGCAUGUCGUAAACUGCAGAUUGUCAAAGCGACAAAGAUAUCUGUACGAUGGCUUCAUGUCCAGGGCGCAGACCAAAGAAACGCUUGCAUCCGGCAACUAUUUGUCGAUUAUAAACUGUUUAAUGCAGCUACGCAAAGUUUGUAAUCACCCAGAUCUUUUCGAGACACGACCUAUUUCAACUUCAUUCGCCAUGCCACAUUCCGUCGCCACGGAGUUUGAGACCAAAGAACUCCUUGUUCGGCGGCGUCUGCUCUACGAACACCCCUUGGAGAAGCUCGAUUUCGAUUUCCUCAACUUGGUGCCCAUUUCAAGGGAAGACAUCUCGCGAAGACUUGCGGACGAUAGCGCCAGGAUUAUGGCCUAUGCUCCGUUCAAUACGCUCCGCGAACGUCAAUACCACCGGACGAACUGGCAGAUGAAGUUCAAUGGCUCAACAAUACAGUCCACAUUGGAAACUCUGGAGAACGACUGCAGGAAGAGGAGAAUGGCCGAAUUAGAAAGGUUCCUGUAUUUCGAGUCAAAGCGCCACGGCCGUCGCCCAGUGUAUGGAAGCAGCCUUAUCAACCUUAUAGCCAGCAUCACCCACAGCAACGGGCCUGGUACCUCAACAGAUCGGCUCAGUCAAUCUUCUGUACUUGCCUCGAUGAUCAUGUCGCUGGAGGAACGAUCUCAAGCCAUGGACGGGUACGUUCAGAGGUUUGCCUGCGUUACACCGGCCGCGAUUGCUGCGGGGGUUACUGAAGCGGCUCUAACGCCCAUCUCCACGCGACACCUCACGAACAAGAUUCUCUCUAAUCCGUUCCACGAGGCCCAGAUGCGCCUCUCCAUCGCUUUCCCAGACAAAAGGCUUUUGCAGUACGACUGUGGAAAACUUCAGAGACUGGACAAACUGCUGCGUGAUUUGAAAGCAGGCGGCCACCGAGCAUUGAUUUUCACUCAGAUGACCAAAAUGCUAGACGUGCUGGAGCAGUUUCUCAACAUCCACGGACAUCGCUAUCUUCGUCUAGACGGUACGACCAAGGUCGAACAGCGACAGAUUCUCACAGAUCGGUUCAACAACGACAACCGUAUUCUAGCAUUCAUCCUAUCCAGUCGCUCUGGUGGUCUAGGUAUCAACUUGACAGGCGCCGACACCGUGAUCUUUUACGACUUAGACUGGAACCCAGCAAUGGACAAGCAGUGUCAGGACCGUUGCCAUCGUAUUGGGCAGACCCGUGAUGUGCAUAUCUACCGCUUCGUCUCAGAAUACACAAUCGAAUCCAAUAUCCUCCGCAAGGCAAACCAAAAACGCAUGCUAGACGAUGUUGUCAUCCAAGAGGGCGAGUUCACAACGGAUUACUUCACGAAGCUCGACGUGCAAGACAUGAUCGGCGCCGAUGACGAGGCGUUGUCAGGGCAAGAUGAAGCUAGCGCUGCCAUGGACCGCGUUCUCGAGAACCGAGUCACCAACACGUCGCGCGUUUUUGAACAGGCAGAGGACAAAGAAGAUAUCGACGCCGCUAAGAACGCCCAGAAGGAACUGGAACACGCAGACGACGGUGACUUUGAUGACCGCGCCAACGCCAACGCCGCCACCGCUGCCUCGGCUUCUGCCUCCGGCGCCGGUGAGACUCCGACUCAACCAGGCACACCCCUGCCCGAUGAGGCGCAGCAACCAUUAAACGCAAACAACGCUGAGGCUGGCGAGGAUGCGGCGGAAGUUGACCCGUCCCUUGGCCACAUUGACGACUACCUGUUGAGAUUUAUGGAAUGGAAUAUGAAGGACGAACCGCUCGUGCUUCCUGUAGACAAGAGCACGAAGAAGUCCAAGAAGGGAAAGGAGCACCGUCUUCGCAAGAGACGACGUUGA